This is a messenger RNA of Meloidogyne enterolobii, 407 nucleotides long. The record is from the annotation of a GenBank genome assembly. Lineage: Eukaryota; Metazoa; Nematoda; Chromadorea; Rhabditida; Meloidogynidae.
AUGCUUUUACAGGCCUUUUCAGCCAUUUUAUUUAUUUCUUGUUUUUUAUUUACAAAUUGUUCAAUUAAUGAUAAAAUGUUUGGAUCGUUAAGUUCUGUUAAAGUAAUUAUGGAGGAGGAUAUAGAGAAGGUUUCGGAAAUACCGGUUAAUUAUGUGGAAGGAUGUAAAGGGAUAUUAUUUUGUUAUCCCAGCCAAUUUUCCGCGAAUUCUGAAAACAAUUGGAAACCUAAUAAAGCCUUUGAAUUAACAAAAAAAGGUGCAAGUAACCUCUGUCUAAAUUCUUUAAAAGAAUCAACUGAAUAUGAAAAACUUAAAAAUAUUCAAUGGAAUAGGGUGAUGGUAUUUAAAGAAGGAAAAGAAAAUUUGGAAAUAUUUGCUGAUAUAUUCCCUGAAAAGUAAGGGGGGGG